Messenger RNA from Magallana angulata, 1290 nucleotides. RefSeq lists its product as uncharacterized. Gene Ontology annotation, molecular function: iron ion binding; procollagen-proline 4-dioxygenase activity; L-ascorbic acid binding. Gene Ontology annotation, biological process: peptidyl-proline hydroxylation to 4-hydroxy-L-proline. The record is from RefSeq and is a predicted model, not a curated record. Gene Ontology annotation, cellular component: endoplasmic reticulum. Lineage: Eukaryota; Metazoa; Mollusca; Bivalvia; Ostreida; Ostreidae. Bases 177 to 794 code for a protein of 205 amino acids. The transcript has 7 exons.
UUCAUUUUUGUUAAAUUAAUUUAUAAAAUUAUAGAUGAGAUGACUGUUGUUUUGAGGUUAUUUUUGUUUUACGGAAGAUAUCUUAUAAAUAGAAAUUACAUAUAUUCCUAUAUAAAAUGAAAGCAAAGUUACGAAUUGGUCAUUUGGACAAUUCCUGAAAAUUAGAUAGGAGGACAAUGGGGAUCACAAAGCAGGAGCUGAGUCUUCCGGGAAACUCCAAGGGAAAGCUGGCCUUUGUCCUGUACGACGUGUUCACAGAAGAAGAAUGUAAGAAGUACAUUGAGGACUCAGAGAGGCGGGGCUACGAACUGGCCCUGGUCAAUAUCGGCGGAGGAAGACAAAUGGAAGCCACGGACGUGCGAAACAACGCCAGAAACAUCUGGGAUUCCAGAGAGGAGGCCGCUAAUAUCCUUCAAAGAAUCCAAGAUUACCUUCCCAAAGAGUGGAAGGGAAGAAAGCUUGUGGAACUUAAUGAAAGGUUGCGGUUUUUGCGAUACAACCCAGGUGAAUACUUCAAACCUCAUUUUGACGGUUCUUACAUGAGGACCAAUGGGGAUGUAAGUUACAUCACUGUCCAGAUCUACCUAAACGAAGGAUUCAAAGGCGGCAGUACAACGUUUCUGAACAAAUUCGACAGCAAGGACGGCGGGUUAGAGGUUGUUCCUAAAACAGGAUCAGUGCUGAUUUUCCAGCACGAUAUCCUUCACGAGGGAUCAAUUUUGGAAGAGGGCCGGAAGUACGCCAUUAGAACGGAUGUUAUGUAUACAAAAAAUGCUAGCACCAACAACUGUUGAAUAAUGUAUUAUUAUAUAUGAUGUAAUUUACACAUACUUCGUCAUUCUGUGUUGUGCUUGAUGUCCCGUUUGCCUGUUCUUACAUGUACAAUCACACAUGUUUCCAUAUUCUGUGUGUACACAUGUAUGUCCCGUUUGCCUGUUCUUACAUGUACAAUUACACGUUUCUUUAUUCUGUGUAUAUGUAUGUCCCAUUUGCAUGUUCUUACAUGUACAAUAAAACAUGUUUCUAUAGUCUGUGUACGUGUAUGUCUCGUUUGCCUGUUCUUACAUGUACAGUUACACGUGUUUCUAUAUUCUGUGUACAUGUAUGUCCCGUUUGUCUGUUUGUUAGUGUUUGGUGGCUUGUUUUAGAGCCCUGCAUUACUGUGACAGAGCACGUUUUUGGGUUUCUCUUCUUUGUCUGUGAUAUAUACUUUAUCUAAAUCAUGCAAUCAUAUAAUUUACUGUUCAGGCUAUAUGACAUGAAAUGCAAUAAAAUCUCGGUUGAUAUUAA